Stylonychia lemnae is the source of this 5052-nucleotide messenger RNA. The record is from the annotation of a GenBank genome assembly. NCBI's taxonomy places the organism in Eukaryota, Ciliophora, Spirotrichea, Sporadotrichida, Oxytrichidae.
AUGGACGGUAACAUGGAAAUUUACCAGCAUGAGGACUUUGACUUCGACUCAAUAGUCCUUAGAAGAGCAGAUCCAGAUGACUGCGACCAAAUUAUCAACUUAGUGGAAAUCGGAAAAGACGAUGUGUUCAACAGAGUCUACUCCUACCCAAAGAUACUCAAACUCAUUGAAACUGCCUAUCUUGCCAUCACUGUACUCGAUAGAGAGGGUCACGUUGUAGCCUUUGCUGCCUUCGAAGAUCAUCCCUAGGGUAUGAGAGGUAUGUACGAUGACAGACAUUACAACUGCUGGGAGCAAUGGUUCAGAAAGGCCUUUGAAGUGCAAGAAUUCUCAACAUUCAACUCACUUUGGAUGACCUACUUCAUCGCUGGAGGAUCUAUCGGCUACAAAGACUAGAAAUUCGCCUUCAAAAAGAUCUUGCAAACAGUCUACACCUCACUUGCUGAGUCAAUCGGUAUUCUGUUCCUAAUGAGAGGUGAUGCCGAUGAAGAAGACGUUAAUUACUGCUUCGAUCCAAUCAAAGACUUCUUCCAAGAGAUCAACUGCACUCACAGGGAGGUCUUAAAGGAUGUGAGAGGAGUCCACUUCAGUUCUAGAGUAUUCUUCUCUUCAAGAGUGCUUGUGCUUCCAUUCAUCGAGAUUCGUGAUGCCAAAUAAGAAGAUCACGAUGAUCUUGCUGAUGUCUUCAACUCUCAGUCAGAGACUGUAACUGAAGCCUAUGGAGAGUACUUCAUAGCUGAGCUUAUUGCUGCUUAGAGUGAUACUAACAAGGCUCUAGUCGCCUAAGUUAAGGAUAAGGCUGUGGGUCUUAUGGGACUUACAAGUGAGGUAGAUGUAAAGUUGCUGCAUCAAUGCUUUGAACUUGACUCAUUCGAUAACUUGCUAAAACCAGAGUUCAUGAAUGCAGUAAGACAAAGAAGGGAACAUAUCUUAGAAGAGAGAAGAAAGCAAGCUGAAGAGCAAAGACUUCAAGAGCUUCAAAGACUGAAAGAAGAGACUAUGAAAUGCAAUAUCAUUGCUCAAAGAAUUUCUCUCCAGGAAUUCUUGCUUGCCAGAGAGCAAGUAAUCACUACUAAGAUCGAUGAGUAUUUGAACAAUGAUGAAGAAGCUAAGAAUCUAGACAGGAAAGCCGUUGAAGAUAUUAUGGAGUAAUGGCUUUCAGAAUUCCACCUUACUCAACCCACUGAAUACUUCUUGGAGCAUCCAACUGAUGACUACGAACUGGUAUGCAACAUUCAAAGUGAAUAAGAAUUCUUGAUGACAACACUUGAGAUCUUUGGACUUCCUGAAAGAUAUAUUGAUGGUAACGGCCAUUUCCCAGACUGGGGUCAAGAAAAGAAGGACGAUAGACUAGCUGCUGCUAGAAGAAGAGCAUUAGCAAACAAGUAAAAGACCAAGAAGACUAAUGCUGCCUUGAGUAAAUUAAAGAGAGAAAGAGGACUUGAUGUCAAGUAAGAUACUGACUAAAAGCCAACUCACUUUGAUCUCGGUCCAUUCCUUAAAGCUCUUAAGAAGUUCUUAGGGUGCAAUGGUGAAAUGAGAUCCAGAUUAAGAUCUCAACUCAGAUAAGAGAUGCAUCUCAUCAAGAAAAUCUUUGUUGAUGAAUAUGGCGAACCAUCAUUCAAGAAAUGCGUAAACAUCCAAGAGUUUGGAAAGAAGCUAAACGAAAAGGGUAUUAUGCUUGACCCAUAAGUAUCAGAAAAUAUCGGUGCCAUCUUUAUAUGCUUCGGAGAUAUCUAAUUCGAACUAAAGAUGACUUAUAGAAUGCCAGAAGAAUCCGAAGAGGAAAAGAGAGCUGCUGCUCUAAAAAAGAUCAAGGAAGAGGAGGAAAAGAAGGCUGCUGCUGAAGGAGAUACAAAAAAGAAGAAGCCCAAAGGUAAUGAUAAACCACCUGAAGAAGAGGAAAAGAAGGAAGAGUAAAAGAAGGAGCCACCCCAACCAAUAAAAGUCUGGCUUUACUAGACUUCAAUUCAUGAUUUACUCCUCAGUAUUGACAAGAUGGCUGACUACGACUAUGUUCUCAGUGAUCUUGGCAUUAUGAGAGCAGAUUUAACUGAUGAGAAAAUUAAGCUGGCUGGAAAAUUAGAGGGUAACCAAAGGUAAACUUUAUAAGCAAGAGGAAUAGGAUCUCAAAUGAGUUAGAUGAAUCAAUCAGUUAUCAACCUUCACAAUGGAGUCUACAGCGAUGAUCAAUUUUACAAUGAUAUUGUUACCAACCUUGAAGACCUCGAGACUAUUCCUGAUCCCCCAGAAAAAGCCAAAAAUGCUUUUGCUAUCACUCUAUUUUGUAUGGAAGCAGCUUUUGAUUCAAGAUCUAAGGAUUUCCUUAAAUAUGCCUUUGAUAGAUUCCCAGAUAGAGAUUACUUGAUUGUUACUCAGCCACACACAGUUGCUGAAAACUCACUUCUGCAAAAAUUCACAUUGGUUCAAAAGAAAUCUGAAAAUACAUUCUCUCACGUUCUCUACAUCAUUCAUAGAGAUUCUCUUAUGGAAUAAGAUUUAUAUGUCGAGAGAUCUGUUGCUUCUGAUUUGGACAAAGUGAAGGAUUUGAUUGAAAAUCUAGAUGAUAAGAAGCAAAUCUAUGAUGCUGUUUAUGAAGCUACUCUGAAUCCAGAUUCUCCAUAUCUCUCUUUCGUUACCAGAAUUGAUGAUGAAGUGGUGGGAAUAUUUGUACUAGCAAAGGAUAUCAAUUUAGAUUACUAUAAGUCUCACUUCCAUAUUCAAGACUCAAUCUUGUUGAAUGAGCAUGAAAGAAAAGCUCACACUAGACUAUUAUACUCAGUUAUCAAUCCAAUCUUUGAAAAAUGUACUAGAUACAUCAUUAAGGAGCUGCUCAGACUAUCUGCAAACACCUGUCUCUACUUUGAGAUCCACGAUAGAACUGUUAUUCCAAACAUUUUCCACGAGUUGAUUCAUGUCAGAUCCAGAAGAUUCCCUCAUUUCUUAGACAGAAAGUGGGAUCACGAAAGAUACACCCCAGAUGAAGGUCAAGAAGAAGACAAGGACAAGACUAUUAAAGCAGAUGGACAUGAUAGAGACCCACAAGAUGAGGUUGAGAGUCCCUUCGCCCUCUGUUUCACCACCAAGAGACUUCUAAGUGAACCAAAGAUUGUAAAGAACUCCAGAAUCGUAGUCGUAGGUGCAAGUGACACUGGUAUUUCUUUCAUUGAAGCUCUUUUAUCAAUCAGCUAUCUUUCAUUCUCUAACAUUGUGCUUAUUGCUCCAGGCGGACUCCCUCAUCAUCACUUUGAUGAGAAAAAAUUCAACUUAAAAGCCUAUUCCACCAGUUACACUCAUUAAGAGCUGAAGAGACUGAUGCUUGAGACUAGAGUGAGAGUCAUCAAUGCUAGAAUGGUUGAUAUUGAUAGAAGCGACAAGAACAUUAUUCUUCACGAUGAGACAAUCAUUCCAUAUGAUACUUUAGUCCUAGCAAUGGGAAUUCAAGACAAGACAUUAAACAGCCUCGGAUACGUCUCCAGAGGUAUUGCUCCACUUCCUAAGGACAAGAGGAGAGUAGAGGGAUUAUUAUCAAUUGAUGAUCCAUACCUCUAUCAGCAUUUAAGACAAGGUGGAAAUCUUAUGAAUGCACUUACCAACAGAAAGAAACCUCAAAACUGUGUUAUCUAUGGAAGAGGACUUCAGGCUUACUGCGCUAUUCAAGGCUUAGUCUAAAGAGGAAUGAGAGCAGAGCAGAUAACUCUUGUGAUCCCAGGAUAUAACUGCCAUGUUAAGGACUCUUACGAUGACGAAGAUGAAAUGAUAGCAGAUCUCCCAUUCAUUAACCCACCAGCCUUUGAUGACGAGUACAUUGAAAACAAGUUGCACAAAAUGUUAGAAGGCAAGGGCAUCAAGAUCGUUAAGAAUGCAGAGCUUCUUCAAAUCCUCGAGGAUGAGGAGAACAAUCUUGAGUUCGUGCUAUUCAAGUUGCUUGACAUCCCAGAUGAGGUUGAAGAGGAUGAUGAGCCUGAGGGUAUUGACGAGAAAUCAGAGCAUGAAUCAAGACUAGACGGCAUGAAUGGUGAUGGAGAUAUGGGCGAUGGAGACAUUGAAAGAUCUCAGCAAGAAGAGCAAGUAGUCCAAAAGAAGAAGAGAAAGAAGAAUGAGCUUGAACUUCAGUGCAGAGUCUUGAUCACUGCUGGCCACAGAGAUGUGGACAACGAUGUCUUCAAUGCCAUUCAUAACAACGGUCUUGUCUAUAAUGGCAGAUUGAUUGUUGAUAAGAACUUCUAAACUACUGAUCCCUCAAUCUUCGCAGCUGGAUCUCUUUGUGAAUUCUCAGGAAGAUACAAAGCUCUAGCUUAAGGUAGACCACUAAGAAUGGACAGAUACAAUGGUCGUGAAAUGGGUUCAAGAUUAGCCAAGAGUGUAUUUGACAUCUAUGACCCAGCUUUGAAUAACCAAGAUCCAAGCAGCAUGGAGGAUGAGUUACCAACCUUCUAUCUUCCAUAAGGUCAAGGUGGUGUCUUGCCAAAGACUUUGAUUUACUAUCACAUUAAGACUACUAACCCACUCAUUCUCAAACCAGGCAUUGUCGAGAGAAAGAAUAGAAAGGACUUAGUCUGCGACAACCUCAAGGAAGACUCCUAUAUUGGUCACUUCAUAAAGUUCACCUUCAACUCAAUCGGUUUGAUCGACUCAGUUACCUACAUGGGCAGUGAGGAGGUGAUCCUUCAAAGUCUCUGGGCAUUCGUAGGACUUCAUGAAAACUACUUGAACACUCUUACUGCUAGAUACGAGCAUGGCAUCAUUCCAAAUGUGGCAGAAUUCUUAUCAGAAAACUGGGCAAUUGCUCUUUACCACGAAUGGUUCGGCGAUUUCUGCUUGAGAAUGAGACAGUCCAUUCAGGGUCUUAAAGAUGUCUAGAUCAUCUUAGAAAAGGCCUUUAAUGGUACCAAGGAUGGCGAGGGAAUCAGCAGAGACACCUUCAAGGAACUCAAGAAGAUGCUCGACAGCAAGACUGUCAAGAUGAUCGAGGAUGAGACUCUUGAAUUCAUCAAGGUCAAUAUGAAUCAUCUUCCUAUGUACUACAUCCCAGGCGAGGAAUUCCCUUGA